GAAAGCAAUGGAUUGUUAUGAGUCAUGUGACCCGCUGCUGUUUUUGACCCUUCGCUGACGCAGCUCUUCUAUGUUAAAGGCUGUGGUCCUGAUCAAGUCAGACUAAAGUUGAUCGGAGCGCAUUCACAAGCCUGGCUCACGUCAAAUGAGCCUAGUUAUGUGCUAAGUGACCGGCAGUGGUGAAGGCACCACGGAUAGAGGAAGGAGGCUGUAACACGACACAGCUACAGUGGAGCCACAACAGCUCGUUGCUCCGAGCUAAACUUCGGUACUAAAUGUGUGCUCCUGUGUACUUCAACUCAGCAACAUGACAUUUGCUGGAACAGAACUGGAAAGAUUCCUCUGCCACUACGUAGCAGGACACCCAAGCUGACAGGACAUUCCUACAUUUUGUGUAUCCAAUGGAAGCCAAGGGAUGCAGUCAGCGGUGGAGGACUUUCUAGGGGUUUGAUCACAGCUGAGGAUGCUUGAGCCUGACAACCAAGGACAGUGAUAGAGGCAUGAUGGAGAGAGACAAAGGAGGGCUGCAAAAAAGUGUUACUCUGGCACCUACCUCCAGGUACCUGACAGACAGACAGUAUGCAAUCAGAAAGCCUCUGUUCUCUGCAGAACACCAUGCAUCUCUGCUAAAGACAACAAAUCCACAGAAGGAGACGGAGAAGGUGAAACAGUCAGGUGUUAGCAAAACAGAACAUACUCAGAUGAACCUGACCAGAUCAAGAGAGGAGCUGGCUCUAGAGAGCGCCAGGGUCCCUCACAGACACAUCUCACCUCCUUCAGCCUCUACAGAAGACUUUGGCUCAUCCUUGGCUCUCUCAGAGCUCAUGGCCAGUAUGUGUCAUGAAGAACCAACUUAUGGAUUACAUUCCUCUGGCAGCAGAUCAGCUCACCUGAGCCUUCCAGGCUCCUCCUUGGAGGACCAGAGACUAAACACUCCCCUGAGGUCACAAACAACCUCCAUUGUCCCGCAUCCCACCUAUAUCACUCCCUCACAGUAUUCCAGGACAGGCAAGGCUCAGUUUAGGCUUGGGGGUUAUGAGGGCAGAGGCAGGGGGGAGACGGAGCUAUGCUCUUAUGGACACUCAAAGACAGACCCCAUGUCUUUCUAUCAGGCAAACCACUGGGCCUGUGCCAUCCCUAAAGCUUUGCCUCCAUCUUUGGACAGGCACUCUGCAGGCUGGGACCCAAACAGGGAGUACCAGGCUUUACUGGACUACACCUACCCUCUGAGACCAGGACAGGUGACUAGUGGGUCAGGCAGUUCUGAACUCCAGGAAGACUCUCUUUUGCAAACAAGCCUGCAGGACUCAGGGAUCGAAGUGGAACAUCUUUGUAGCUCCACUAUCCUGACAGGGUUGGACUUUUCUGUGGACAGCAGCGGGAGGACCAGAGAAAGAACCCCUGUUGGUUCAGGUCAUAGGUCACCUGACCUGCCACCAAUCACCAGAUCCUCACAUGGUCUGCCCUCCAGUACCCCACUUUCCCCAACAAAGCCUGUGGGUUUGUCCAUGGACAGUUUGGACCUCGGUAAGCACAGAGGUGGACUGAAGAGAGUCGGUCACCGUCAUCAGCCCCACGCACUGUCCUUCUCUACCUCCACUGCUUUUAUCCGCACCACCAGUGUCUUUCCACAGUCCAGGUGUGCAUUUGGUGAGGUGGAUGAGGAGUUCUGGUCUCUUCCAGAGCAGCUGGUGGAGCUGCAUCUGCUCUCCAGACAGGUGAAGGAGGUGACAGCCCUGCUGAGCCGACCUGUCGCUGCAAGCUGGGAAUCUCUGGAGCCAGGCACCACCUCCGUCCUCUCCUCCACCACCCUGCCUGAGAAACAGGAGGCUGAAGUCACAGAGGGUGUCGGUCAAAACCCAGAGGAGGGAAAAGCUGAUAUGGUCAGAGAGGAGUGGAGCUCUGCACAGAUGGGUAACUGUUGUACGGCUUUUCAUAAGGGCUCUGAGGCAGUGACCAGAGGUUCUGGAGCCUGGGUGGAGCCUGUUGGUGGGGGACUGAGUCUAUCUAGUCUCAGGGAGGUGGAGGCUUUGGUGGAGCAGCUGUGUGGCCCCGCCCUGCCUGGCAGCCAGAGCAGGCAGGAUGACGAGGAACAAUGUAACUCCCUGAUGCAGCACAUCCAGGUCUUCUGUUCACACCUGGAGCAGCUCAUUCAGCAGCUAUAUACAAUGCUAGAGAAGAUGGAGCUGCUGGCGGUACCCGCUGUGGACACUGACGGUGUGAAGUCAUCUCUGGCUGAGUAUCAGAGCCUUCAGAGAGACGUGAGCAGCCAUCAGCCCCAGACCUCCUGUGUUCUACACACUGGGAAGCUUCUCCUCAACUGCAUCAACACUAUGUCUCCACUUUUAAGAGAUGUCCUGCUGCUGAUUGAGAGGCAGUCUGGAGCUCUGCAGAGCCACACUGAUGACCUGUUCUCCUUCGUUCUGCCUGCCAUGGACAGCCUGACUCAGUCCAGUCCAGCAGGGAGGACCCGAGAGGAGGACCCGCGCCCUGUGGUUUUCCCAGGAUCCACUUUGUGAACAGACUGCGGAACACAAAUGUGUGUACAAGAAUAUGACUUGGAUCACUUCUUUCUUCUUAACACAAGGCUCUUAUUUAUGAAUCAUAAAAAGCACAACCUUUUUUGAACAUGUUAGCAUAAUGUAUCAGUUGGUAUCAGUAGGCUAUGUAUGAAGUAGAUCUUUAUGAAGGGAACACUGCAGACAGUGUGAACUGAUCACACCGAACAAUACUGGGCCUCGAAGUGCCUUUAAAACUCUGUUUGAAGCACCACAGGAUGUUUCUGUUACAGUAUGCCUUACUUAUGCACUGCUUUUUCUAUUUAUGCUUUGUCACUGUGUUGUUCUCUAAUCCUUCACCUUCCUCUGACCACUUGCAAUUUACAUUAAUAGUCUGUCAAGCAAUUACAGAGGCUGUAGCCAAAACACUUAAAGUCCCCAUGGCUGCUCAUUUUGCUCAUUUCCACCCAUUUACUGUUUAAUCUUGGGUACCUCUAGAUCAG
Molecule: messenger RNA, 3001 nt
Organism: Monopterus albus (swamp eel)
Lineage: Eukaryota; Metazoa; Chordata; Actinopteri; Synbranchiformes; Synbranchidae
Gene: cep68
Product: centrosomal protein 68
Exons: 9
Coding region: 501-2519 (672 amino acids)
Source: RefSeq, a predicted model, not a curated record